Molecule: messenger RNA, 4443 nt
Organism: Lacerta agilis (Sand lizard)
Lineage: Eukaryota; Metazoa; Chordata; Lepidosauria; Squamata; Lacertidae
Gene: JADE1
Product: jade family PHD finger 1
Exons: 13
Coding region: 412-3003 (863 amino acids)
Biological process (GO): regulation of transcription by RNA polymerase II
Cellular component (GO): histone acetyltransferase complex
Source: RefSeq, a predicted model, not a curated record
CUUCGCCCUCAUAAAUUCUUGGCGCUCACGUGGUGCCGACGGAGGAAUGCUGCGCGCGCGUUGCGGGCGCUGGACUAGAAUAUUCUUUUUGAGGGGGGAGAAAGAGAGAGAAGGGGGCUGGUCGACGCCAUAAACAUGCUUCUGUGCUCCCCCGCCCUUUCUCUUAUCGAUUAUAAAGUCAGGGCGGUGAGGCGCUGCUUAUCUCCGAGAGGCUCCCGGAGUCCCUCAAGGCAUUUUUUCCAAUUUAUUUUGCCUUCACAAUGGCGAAGAUGCAUGAGCGUGGUCAUGAGUUGUCAGUGGUAUAUUGCACCUAAGAACACGGGGCGCUCUGUGCAAAUAAAAUGAAAAAUCAGCUGGUGCUCUUUACAUAUAUCUACAAGGCAAGGCUGCCUGCUGUUACCCGGGAAGAUCAUGAAACGAGGUCGACUUCCCAGCAGCAGUGAGGAUUCUGAUGACAAUGGCAGCUUGUCAACGUGGUCCCAGCAUUCUAGGUCUCAGCAUCGGAGAAGUUCAUGCUCUAAGCACGAAGAUCGGAAACCAUCAGAGCUGGCACCCAGCAACCUUUCUUCUGGCCAGGAGAUCAGGGAGCUCAGCUGCUGCCACAGUCCCUGCCAGCAUCAAGUAUUUAGAACAGACCUGAUCACUGCCAUGAAGCUGCCUGAUUCCUACCAGCUGAACCCCGAUGAGUACUAUGUGCUGGCAGACCCUUGGAGACAGGAAUGGGAGAAAGGAGUUCAGGUGCCAGUCAGUCCGGGGACCAUUCCAGAGCCAGUAGCCAGGGUUGUAUCUGAGACAAAAGCAGUUAUAUUUACAAGACCUCGGAAGUACAUCCUUUCUUCGGGUUCUGAGCCCCCUGAGCUUGGCUACGUCGACAUUCGGACCUUGGCAGAGAGCGUCUGUCGCUAUGACCUUAAUUUCAUGGACGUAGCAUGGUUGGAACUGGCUAAUGAAGAAUUCAAAGAGAUGGGGAUGCCUGAACUGGAUGAAUACACCAUGGAGCGAGUUAUGGAAGAAUUUGAACAGCGAUGCUAUGACAACAUGAAUCAUGCUAUCGAGACUGAGGAAGGGCUUGGAAUUGAGUAUGAUGAGGAUGUUGUCUGUGACGUUUGCCAGUCUCCAGAUGGUGAAGAUGGCAAUGAGAUGGUGUUCUGUGACAAAUGCAAUAUUUGCGUUCAUCAGGCAUGCUAUGGCAUCCUAAAAGUUCCAGAAGGCAGCUGGCUGUGCCGAACCUGUGCUCUUGGUGUUCAGCCCAAGUGUUUGUUGUGCCCCAAGAAAGGCGGAGCCAUGAAGCCAACUCGUAGUGGGACUAAGUGGGUCCAUGUUAGCUGUGCCCUCUGGAUUCCUGAGGUGAGCAUUGGCAGCCCAGAAAAGAUGGAGCCCAUCACAAAGGUCUCCCAUAUUCCCAGCAGCAGAUGGGCCCUGGUGUGCAGUCUUUGUAACGAGAAGGUUGGGGCAUCCAUACAGUGUUCAGUGAAAAACUGCCGCACAGCCUUCCAUGUCACUUGUGCAUUUGACCGUGGCUUGGAGAUGAAGACCAUUCUGGCUGACAAUGAUGAAGUCAAGUUCAAGUCUUACUGCCCCAAGCACAGCUCCACCAAGAAGUCAGAUGAGGAAAACCUCAGUGAAUUCACCAGCCAGGAAAAUGAGAAUGGGGCACAGGACAGUUCCCCUCCUGCUCACCUAGAGCCUUUUGACAGCAUGGAUCAAAACCAGGAGGAGGCCCACAGGGUCAGCGUUCGCAAGCAGAAGCUUCAACAACUGGAAGAUGAGUUCUAUGCCUUUGUCAACGCCUCGGAAGUGGCCAAGGCCCUGCAGCUUCCCGAGGACUCUGUAGAAAUUUUGUACCAGUACUGGAAGUUGAAGCGGAAAUCAAACUUCAACAAACCUUUGAUCACCCCAAAGAAAGAUGAAGAGGACAAUCUGGCCAAACGGGAGCAGGAUGUUCUGUUCAGACGGCUACAGCUUUUCACCCACCUCCGGCAGGAUUUGGAGAGGGUACGAAACCUCACGUAUAUGGUGACCCGACGGGAAAAAAUUAAAAGAUCCGUUUGCAAAGUCCAGGAACAGAUAUUCAAUCUCUAUACAAAUCUUGUGGAGCAUGAAAGAGUUUCAGGCAUGCCUUCCUCCUCCUCCUCUAUGGAAAAUAUAAUGCUCUUCAACAGUUCACCACUGGGCCCAGAUGCACCUCAGAUAGAGGAUUUGAAAUGGCACUCAGCUUUCUUCAGAAAGCAAAUGGGCAUGUCAUUGAAAAAAACACAGAAGAGAGAGCGGAUGAGGAGGAGCUCUGGGCACAAUGACAAAUCUUUACUCAAGCAGCCCAGCCAAAGGGAAGGCUUUGCAACUCCCAGUAGCUUUUUCAGUUUUGAAAAGACUUUUGCAGAAGCACAAAUUGGAUCAGCACAACAGAAGAAUGGGGUUGUUAUAGCAGACCACAGGAAGAGAAGAGACAAUCAUUCCCAUUGUGAUGUGAUGAAGGUAGGACUGAAGGACAAACCUUCUAAACACAACCAUAAACCCCUGAGAACCAACGAACUGUCUCAGAGGCAGUUAGAAAACAAAAGGGCCGUGAACCACCCAAGUGGCAGGUCAGCGCCCGGAACCCGGAGGGAUAUAGUGCCUAAAUGCAAUGGAUCUUUUUUCAAAAUAAACUAUAAUCCAACUCCGGUUAAAGUGCCUACGACACCCAGAAGCCCUGUGAAAAACUGGGGAGGAUUCCGAAUUCCAAAGAAAGGAGAAAGACAACAGCAGGGAGAAGGGCAGGAAGAGAUGUGCCGCCAAAACUCUAACUAUUCUUACUCGGGCCUGGGUCGAGUUUCCCCUAAAGAUAGGGCCAAAAGCAACCUAAAGGUGGACAGCGAGAAUGACGGGUACGCCCCUGAUGCUGAGAUGAGCGAUUCAGAAACUGAGAUGGCUGAGAAGAAAUGCAGGCAACAAAGGCUCAGUUCAAAUAGCACUAUUCCUAGCAGGACAGACAUCAUUAGGAGAAGCAUCCUUGCCUCCUGACUAGAGAGUAAGACACAAUAACAGCACUGGAGUCAGUGAAGCCCCAGCCUGGAAACAUUAUCCACUCUCCAUUAUUUAUUGGUGUGACAAGGAAGGGGGGGGGGUCCUUACACAUGGCUACAAUAUAAGCCAACAGUGAGCCUGUUUUCUCUGGGCUGUAGAAAUAUGUUUACGUGCACUUGACUAAGAGUUUGUCCUCCACCCGUCAUGUCCGUGAGAUUACAGCCUUCUUUAUUUGCAACUUUCCUGAAGAAAUCACCUGAGAAGAUGACCUUGCUAUGCCAAUUGAUCAAUAAGAUGAAUACAAAUUAAAAGAAAAAAUAAAAAUUAAACACUUAAUGGGGGUAGAUUUGGAUGGGGAAACCCUCAUUUAGGUGGAUAGCAGUGAGGAUUUUCCUCAGUCUCUGAAAAGCACAAGCUGUUAGUACACAAGGAUAAUUUACAAUGGUGGUUAUAAUCACCCUGCACUGCAUCACCCGCUCUAAAUUGUCACUUUCAUGAUGCUGUGCUAGGACUAAGCCCUAAGUCUGCAAUUAUUGUUGUGUUAGAAUUCAGGGUGGUGAUGGGGGGUUUUUUUUGGCAGCUUUAUGAACCCCGGAAGAGUUUUCACAAAAGCCCAUCAAGCAGGUAAGAGGAAUUUACCAUGACUACUAAGAUACCUGAAGGGAUAGAACCAAGCUGACCAAUUGUGAAAACAGUAGCAGCACAGUGCUAUUCUGAAGGGACUCAGACUAAGAGUAUGAAAACUACUCAGCUCCUCAAAUUUGGAGAGUAUGUCUUAAAAGUACUUUUUAUCUUGUUCUGAGAAGGAAGGCAGAUUUGUAGCCUGCUAUAUUCUGCUGGCACCGCCCACCUGAAAUAUGACAAUUCAUGUGGGAAACUCAGUGCGUCUACACUGCAAGUAGUAAAUAGUUUUUGCUGUCAUGGUUCCCCUCCUUCCUCGUCUGCUUCCCACCCCAACCUGAGAAUUGUAAUUCUCUGAUGGGCAACAGAUUUUUCAAUAACGCAUUCUCAGCAUCUCAUCACACAAUUCCCAGGUUUUUUGGGAGAAGCCAUGACAGGUAAACAGGCUGAAAUUUGCUAUGAAGAUAUGCCCAUGUUUCUAAAGGCACUAGUCAGCAGCCUUUCCCAAUGUGCACUAAUGGUAUGUGUUGGGAUAUGCAAUUUUCUGACACACAAGGGUUACUUUAAAUAAAAAGAGAAGGAUGUAAUAAAUAUAUAUAUAUUUUGAAUACAAUGGAAAGGCAAUAAGAUGUGAGUAGCGCUUUACAUUCAAGCCAAUUUAACAACAUGAUUUUAUGAUAAGGAUUAGAUUUGACCUAGGAGGGGCUUGUGUUCUGAUUACAUCAUUUUAAGAAUUGCAAUAACUAAUGAGAGUAAGCCAUCAGCAAUAAGAUGAACAGAUCGUUCAGAGUCUCUCUCUCUUUUUUUUUGCACCCA